Messenger RNA from Penicillium brevicompactum, 882 nucleotides. Its product is annotated as aromatic alcohol reductase. Gene Ontology annotation, molecular function: oxidoreductase activity. The coding region runs from base 1 to 882 and encodes 293 amino acids. The transcript has 2 exons. Lineage: Eukaryota; Fungi; Ascomycota; Eurotiomycetes; Eurotiales; Aspergillaceae. The record is from RefSeq and is a predicted model, not a curated record.
AUGUCGAUCAAAGUUGCACUUGCCGGGGCCACCGGUAACUUGGGCCCAGCAAUCCUCGAGCAGCUUCUCAUCGCCGGUUUUGAUGUCACCGUCCUCACUAGACAGGGUAGUGACAAGACCUUUGACCCCAGAGUCCAUGUUGCAAAUGUGGAUUAUGAGUCUAUAGAUUCCCUCAAGCAUGCGUUGACGGGCCAGGAGGUGGUUGUCAGCACUCUGAAUGUUGGCGUCAUACCACUUGCCGUUCACCUCCGUCUGAUUGAUGCCGCAGCUGCUGUGGGAGUUAAGCGAUUCGUUCCCUCCGAGUAUGGCUGCGAGACCGUCAACCCUCAGACAGCUAAGCUUCCUGUCUUUGGAGAUAAGGUCAGCGUUCAGGACCACCUCAAGAAAUUAUCCCAGGAUUCCAGUCUCAGCUACUCAUUGCUCAUUACUGGUCCAUUCCUUGACUGGGGUCUUGCGCACAACUUCAUUCUUAAUUUGUCUGGUCCUGUUGCGACUCUCUACGACGGAGGCGAUAGGGCGUUCUCAACCACCACUCUCAAGGGCGUGGGCAAGGGCAUCGUUGGUAUCGUCAACAAUCUUGAUGCUACCAAGAACACUGCUGUGUAUGUUGAAGAAGCUCGGGUGUCACAGAAAGAACUUCUUCGGUUGUCUGGCAAGACCCUUGAUACCGAGAUUGUCGCGACCGCCGAUCUGGAAAAGGCAGCAUAUGAAGAGCUUCAAAAGCCAUCGCCCAACCCAGCAAUCCUCGCAACUAGCUUCAUCCGACGAGCUAUCUUUGGCGAAGGCUUCGGUUCUCUCUUUGAUACUUCAAAGCUUUCGAAUGAUUUGUUCGGCCUGAAGCAUCUCUCUGAGGAAGAGCUCCGUGGUCUUGUGACCAAAUAG